Anthostomella pinea is the source of this 2139-nucleotide messenger RNA. Lineage: Eukaryota; Fungi; Ascomycota; Sordariomycetes; Xylariales; Xylariaceae. The record is from the annotation of a GenBank genome assembly.
AUGUGGGACCGCCUUCGUCAAAAGGAUGCGGGCUCGCCUUUGAACCGGAAGAAGCUCGAAGCCUGGCAGAACGCGCGCUCCUCACAAUCGACAUCAUCACUAACAACCGAGGGAAUCAAGGGAGGAAACAGACAAUAUCAAUACGCCAUCAAGGGAGGAAGACAGACGCCGCCGAGACCGCUGAGGGACAUGGACCGCACAUCAGAGCAUAAUCAGACAUAUCUGAGCGCACCGCCCGUGCAGCCGCCGCCCUCGACGCGGAACAACCACCGCAGUUCCUCCUACGGUCGUCCGGUCUCGUCCAUCUACUCCCAGCCGUCGCCGGAAGCUGCCACCUUCGCUGCCCACCAGCUACGAAACGAAGUUGGGCGUAUCAACCCGAGCGAGGUUUCCCCGCCUAGUUCACCUGACAUCGCGUCAACGAGGCAUGGGCCAAACCCAGGAGAUGUUUCUCCCAUCGACGAGAUCUCAGACCCAGUCAUGUCUCAACACGCCUUGGAGCGACAUGCUCCACCCAAGAACAAUGCUCGCAGUAGCAAUAUACCCAUGAUGCGCCGUCAGCGUCGUAAGAACUCCGAUGCCGCCCAGAACGCUUUGCGGAGUACCGCGUCACGCGAAAACCUUAGACAGCCUCGGCCUCAUGGCAGCGAUGUGCGCUGGGACCCUGCAACGGGCGAGCCCACCAGCAGCACCAAAGGUCGCCCGUCACAGGUCAACCCGCAGCAGUAUGCCCAAGGCCUCGGAACCCGGGCCACGUCGACAUCCCCACAGACCAAGCCUGCUCAGCAGAGCCCCAACUCGUUUGGCGAACGUGUGCGUAGAACGCGGCAGGCGAGUGGAAGCCCUCAACCCGAGCCGGCACCACGACCCGAAUGGCGGGGGGCCAGUGGUAGAACCACCAUCGUUGCUCCGGUGAGCGACAGUAUGAAUGUGGCGCCGUUGAGUUUGCCUUCGAAGAAUAGCAAGAGGCCUGGUCCCGGUCCCGGAAUGCUGUCCCCUGUCGAAUCUGGCCUAUCUGAAACGUCUUCGCCCCAGGUAUCCGUACGAGGCCAGGGCAUGGAAGGACGCAGCGGUAGCACCGAACCCUCGAGCGCACGCCCACUCAGAAGGAUGAAUCCAUCGGAGCAGCAGCCACACCCUUCCCACACUGCGAAUGCGACUUCGACUCCUCAUCCGUCGGCCUAUCCCAGCCCACCUUUGUCCGACGACAUCUCGGUUCCAGCCAAGCUUGUCCCUGCACAACAUCAGCCGCAUCCAUCAUCGUCUGCUCAAGCCUCCCCUCGGUCGUUGUCGUUGCAGGUCCCCUCGAACGACAAAGCGAUUCGUAGGAAACCGGCAGCCGGAGCAAGCCACCAACCUGAUAAUUCGACAUCACCAUCCCCCAACUCACCUCGAGACAUUCACCCGUCUCAAGCUCCUCCUGGCUCGUUCCCAAGCGAGUGGACUCAGCCGCCGUCCCGCUUCAGUGUCACCACCUACGCAACGUCCAACUACACAUCUACGCCUAGAGAAAGUGUCGACGAGGAAACCCCACCCGUUCCUACGUCAUCUCAACGAUUCGCACAGCCUCCCAAACCCGCAUCAGGCUCCUCUGUUCUCGACCGCAAACGACCUGUGGUAAAGGGCUUCGAGCGCUCUUCCCGAACCAACUCGAACGAGCCCGUGAAAAUCAACAUGGACUCGCCAUACUACGUGACGUCGUCGGUCACGAAGCCGCGGCACUCGAGCCCUAGGACGGUCCCCGUGCCGCGCGGCAACGACUCGACGCUCUCGUUCAUCUCGGUGUCCUCGACCGAGAAGUCGCUCCCGCCGGCGCCGCCCGAGGUGACGGCGGCGCAGGACCGCGUGGCGCAGCUCAACGCCAAGCUCGAGGCGCUCGGCAACCGCCGCAUCAACAUCAACACGGCGAUCAAGCAGAUGACGGAGCUGAUGCCGACGGACAAUAUCCUGGCGAGCGACGCGGUGGUGCGCAAGCGCGAGGACGAGAAGCGCAAGGUCGAGGUGCUGCGCGGCGAGCUGGCCGACGUCGAGCGCGAGUCCUACGAGCUCGGCCUCAAGCUGCACCGCGCUUAUAAGCGCUUGGACCGCGACGCCGAGUACGAACCUACGGGGCUGUGGGUGCGCAGGGUUACGGGGUGA